AUGCAAUUUCUGGCGGUUCCCAAUAGGAUACUGCGUACUUUUUUGGCUGACCUGGAGGAGGUGCUGCGAGCUCACUAUGAAAGAGAACCAGUGGUUGAAGACAAGAUAGUCCUGGGGGAGUUUGAGGAGCUUAAGCGGCGAUUUGUUGGGGACAAAAUGUACAAGGAUGCUAAUGCGGCGUAUGCUUCGUGGCAGUACCAGCGCGUCAAGUUACUGAAAGACCACAACUAUGUUCUGCGCUGUUUCGAUCGCGCAAGCGAUGUGAAGCAUGGAAUGCCGGAAAAACUCAAGUUGAACAAGACGAGGAAACACUUAGUGGAGGACCUUUACGAAGCUAGGACCAGGAAGAGGGAAAAUGAUGCCUUUUAUGAUAGUGAGGAUACAAGGGCUCGAUCGCGCAGACAUACCUGUGACGUCUGCAGGAUCAAGUGGUGUAGAGCGAUGAACGGAAAAAUAGAUUCAAGUUACUGGACUUUGGAGAGCGUCGGAGUUGGGCUGGACGAAAGCUUGUUGCAGAGGUUGAUGGAUCACAAAAUCCCCAGGAGGCAUACUGUAUCGGGUUCGUCGGACGCAACGGGACCGACCGAUAUGUGGAUGAGCAACGAAUGUCAUGUAUAUAUCCCCUUGAGUUGA
Molecule: messenger RNA, 633 nt
Organism: Marasmius oreades (fairy-ring Marasmius)
Lineage: Eukaryota; Fungi; Basidiomycota; Agaricomycetes; Agaricales; Marasmiaceae
Exons: 2
Coding region: 1-633 (210 amino acids)
Source: RefSeq, a predicted model, not a curated record